Messenger RNA from Macrosiphum euphorbiae (potato aphid), 504 nucleotides. The record is from the annotation of a GenBank genome assembly. NCBI's taxonomy places the organism in Eukaryota, Metazoa, Arthropoda, Insecta, Hemiptera, Aphididae.
AUGCUAAUUAAACUGCAUGAUAGAUUUAAAAAUUAUUUAAAUUUAUCACAUGAAGCUGAUGAUGCUAUUUUGGCUACGUGUUUUAAUCCAUUCUUUAAAAUGCGAUGGAUUCCAAAAGGUCUAACUGAAGCUGAUAAAGAAAGAAUACAAUUGCUAUGUAUAAAUGCUGCUAAACAAAUAAAUAUACCUAAUAAUGAAAUUUCUACUUCCGAUAUAUCCGACAACGAGGAAAGUUUUUUAAUAUUCAUGUCACCAAACCGUAGUAACGCUGUAACAGAUUCCUCAACAAGUGUUGAAUUACAGAUAUUGCAAUUUUUUAAUGACAAAAAUAAAAGUUUUACAUGUUUAAACAAUUAUCCUGUUGUGAAACAAUUAUUUAUUAAUUAUAAUACUAAUAUUUGUUCGUCAGCACCGGUAGAGAGAUUGUUUUCAUUUGCUGACUUCAUAAUGGCACCUUCUCGUUCCCGGUUGUCUGACGAACAAUUCGAAAAACUAGUAUUUUAA